CCGCCUCCUCCCCGCCGAUCGUUUCGGAAAAAAAGGCUCCAGCGGAGCGGCUGUCCAGGGGAGGGGGGACUGGGGGGCGUCUCUCCCGCUCGCCCUCAGAGGACCCCUCCUCGCCCCUUCGCUCCGGCCGAGGUGACCGUUUUUAAAUUAAGCGAGGACGCGGGGCAGCCUGAGGACUUCAUGUCUGUUCAUUUCCCCCUUCCCUGCCCUGACUACCUGAGAUCGGCUGAGAUGACUGAGGUGAUGAUGACCACUCCGUCUAUGGAGGAGAUGGGGCUGAGCCCACGCAAGGACGGGCUCUCCUAUCAGAUCUUCCCCGACCCCUCCGACUUCGAUCGCUAUUGCAAGCUGAAGGACCGCCUGCCUUCCAUAGUGGUUGAACCCACUGAGGGCGAGGUAGAAAGCGGGGAGCUGAGAUGGCCCCCGGAAGAGUUUUUGGUCCCAGAGGACGAGCAAGAAAACUGUGAAGAGACAGAGAAGGAGAACAAGGAGCAGUAAAGCCACCGCAAGCACCCGAUGGGGGCAAAAAAAAAAAAAUACACCUGAACUGUAUUUUUUUCUCAUCGUGAUGGAGGAAGAGAGUAAGCCACAGUAGUUCUGAAAAUGUUAACGACAGCUUCAAUUUUGCACCUGCGAGAUCAUUGGGUUGGUUUUCUUUUUUUUUUUUUGAUAAGUAUAUAUAUAUAAGUAUAUAUAUAUAUAUUUUUUUUUCCAAAAUCUGUCAAGCAGCCGAGCCCUCGAUGUGCCGACUCACAAGGCCUCUUGAGACAGGAAGUUGCUUAGAGAGAAGAAAGAAAGAAAAACCGCUGCUUUCGAGAUUGCUAUCUGAACUUGUGCAGAGUCGCGAGGCAGCCGCAAAAUUCCAGGGGGGGGGCCUUGGUGGAGGGUGGAAAUGUGCGAGGAACCAUGGGGCAGGAAAACAGACAAAAGAAAGGAGGAAAUGCACGUUUUAAGAACAGACACGACGGCGAACCACACAGCCAGCAAGUAUUCAGAGAAAACCAGCUCCGGCUAUGUCAGAAUACCAAGUCUUCAUCUCUCUCCA
Ornithorhynchus anatinus (platypus) is the source of this 1045-nucleotide messenger RNA. It is a transcript of the gene LBH, whose product is annotated as LBH regulator of WNT signaling pathway. Gene Ontology annotation, cellular component: nucleus. The record is from RefSeq and is a predicted model, not a curated record. The transcript has 3 exons. NCBI's taxonomy places the organism in Eukaryota, Metazoa, Chordata, Mammalia, Monotremata, Ornithorhynchidae. Bases 181 to 498 code for a protein of 105 amino acids. Gene Ontology annotation, biological process: positive regulation of DNA-templated transcription.